CGUAAACAUUACUCUCACACUCUCAUCUGCACACUGGGCCAUGUAGAAUGUUUAUAUCCCAAAUGCCAACUUAAUUGUACCAGCUGUUCUGUAGAUAGAAAUGACUCAAGUACUAGAACAUUCUAAUUUUAUUACCCCUCCCGGGUAGCGUUGAAUAAUUUAAUUGUUUUCUUUCUAUGGUUUGGUUCACCAUGGAAGAAGGGCAAAUUGCUAAAGUCCUUCAGGACUUUUUUACCACUGCAGAAGGAGAAUUGAGCCUUCAAAAAGGAGACAUUGUCCAGAUAUUGAAAAAAAUUGACAAACUUUGGUGUUUUGGUUGUCACAAUGGUAGAACUGGAAAUAUGCCUUUAAAUUACUUAAUUUUUAUAAAUUGUCCAAAUUUACAAGAUGGAGAAGAACUUUUUGCAUCAAUUGCCAGUUUCCCUAUGCAGCAAAGUGGCGAUCUUUCCUUUGAUAGAGGUGAAUUGAUAGUUGGAGUUAGAAAAGUGGAUGACAAUUGGUGGCAAGGGAGAAUUGAUGCAAGAGUUGGUAUGUUCCCAAGAACAUAUACGUGGCAGCUUGACUCUUCUUUUAUGAAGAGAAAGGAAAGCCAACCUUAUAAAAUGAAGAAAGCUAGAGUUAAAAAAGACUUGCAAGCACAAAUUGAUGAAGAAAUUGAUCUGUUUGCUGGAGAUAUAGUAACAGUCACAGAAGUAGUUGACAAGGAUUGGUAUCGGGGUGAAAGCAGAGGCAAGACUGGAAUUUUUCCUGCUGCAUUUGUUACUCUUUUGAAUGAGGCUGAUGAAUCUUCUCAACAAAAUUAUCCAUCAACAGCUUCUAGUUCAAACUUUUCAGCUCCCAGCACAUUUCCUAACAGUGAUCUUAUGGAUGGCCCACCAUCAUAUAGUGAUGUUUUUGGAACAAAUGUACCUUCUACCUCUAGCUUUUUGACCAAUAAUACAAAUGAUAUGUUUGAUGAUGAUUAUUUUAAACAGAAUGCUCCCAGUACAUUUUUUGCUGAACAAAAUGACAACCAACGUGGCUUACUAGAUUUGGAUCAAUCAAAAGAGGCAGGCAUAAUACCUUAUGGCAUUUCUCUCUACCCAUUUCAUGCCCAGUUUGAUAAUGAACUGAGCUUUGGUGAAGGAGAAAUUGUUACUUUGAUUCGCUACAUUAGUAAAGAUUGGAUGGAAGGCAAAAUAUAUGAUAGAAAAGGAAUAUUUCCUUGUAAUUAUGUGAAUGUUAUUGUAGAUUGCGGUCGAGACAAUGAUUUACAGAGUAGUGGAAUUGGCUCCACAUUGGAAAGUUCUUCUACGGGAUCAUGUGACUUAGAAACUGAAUCAUUUGCUGCUGUCCUUUAUAAUUUUGAUGCACAAAUGAAUAGUGAUAUAAGCGUGAAAGAAGGUGAAAUAGUGUAUGUAAUGGAGCAACCAAAUGAAAGUUGGUGUAAAGUGCGAAACCAGUCAGGAGAAAUUGGACUUUGUCCUAGGAACUAUUUGACACUUCAUGUUUCUCAACCAAAAGUAAAGACUAAUUUGUUUCAAAGAUUUUCUCUCGCAAAUGACAAUCUUUUAGACUCAGAGAUUCCAGACAAUAUUGAUCAUGUGGAAAAUAGAAGAAGUUAUCAACCCCAGGAUUUUAUGUCAGGUUCACAUGGAACAUGCAGUGUAGAUGAUCUUAUAUCAUUAAAUAUUGAUAAUCUCAAAAGCAAUAAAACAUGGCAUGCAAAACCUACAUCAAGCAUGAGGGACCUUUCUGAUAUAUUUGGAAGUAGUAGUAAUAAAUCUGCAUCAGGGAGUAGUGAUCGCCUCUCCAGCUCUGGACAAAGUUAUAAUAGUGUUGAAAAGAGAGUGCCAUCACCAGCUGCUGGAGAACUGGAUUGGCAAAACAAUGUUUCUCAACCAACAAGUCGGCAAAGUAGCACACUCUCAUUGUUGGAUGAACCUAUUGUACCUGCCACACCAUCUACGUCUAGUGGUUUCCAAGGAUUUGGUCUUCCACGCAGGAGAGGUCCAUUGCAGCCAUCACGGUUUGCACCACCAGUUCCUCCACCAACUCACAAAUUGAAGCGGCAGAUUUCUGACAGAGUGCCUCAUCGACCAGCUCCCCCUGUCCCAUUGCCUGGCCAGAAACCAAUGCGACGACUAGAGGGAUCACCACAACGUCAUGCUGUUGAAGGCGAAUGUAAUCAGCAGUCAGGCAGAAAUGAAAUAAUAGCCAAAGAAAAUCAAUUAAAGUACCUGAUGCAAAUGAAAGAAGAAAUUUUAAGAAAAAUUGACUUCCACGAAGACUGCAAUGAUGUUGAAUUUAAUAAUAUGAAGUAUCAAGUUAAUGUUUAUGAUGAGAAAAUAAAAGUUCUUACUGCAGAUUUGGAAAGGCUAAAAGGUGGUGAACAAAAUGCUGACAGCAGUAGCAGAGAGUGUGUUGUGGGAUCAGAAACACCAUCUGCAACUAUUCCUACUUCUUGUAGUGAAGAGGAAAGGAGAUUGAAGUAUCUUGAACAAAGACAGAAUGUAAUUUCUGAGUUAGUAAUGACAGAAAAGGAAUAUGUCAGAGAUCUGAAAAUAACAUUUGAGGUCUUCAAUCUUCAUGAUCCUUCCAAGCUUGAAAGUCGAGGAAUAAAUGUAAAAAUGUUGUUUGGCAAUAUCUCAGAAGUAAUGUGUUUUGCUGAGGAGUUUUUGGAUAAAUUACUUUUCAGCAUGAAGGGCAAAAAUGAAGAUGAACAAUGCCUAGGUGUAGUUUUUUUGGAAAUGGCUGACCAAAUGAAAAGUGUUUAUGGAGAAUAUUGCAUGAAUCAUGAUCAUGCUCUGGGACUCCUAGAGAAGUAUGAAUCUGAACAAGAAGUGCAGAAAGUUUUUAAUAAAGGUCUUGAGACUUUACGUUAUCAAAUUGCUUGUUUUGAUAUGAGUUCAAUUCUCAUCAAACCAGUUCAAAGAAUUUUAAAAUAUCCUCUAAUUUUGAAUGAACUAAUCAAGUGCACAAGUGAGUCACAUAAGGACAAACCAGAUUUGCUACGAGCAGUGAAGACCAUAAUGGACGUUGCAACAUACAUCAAUGAGUGCAAACGUCGAAAAGACAUUGUUUCAAAAUACCUUGUGGAUGGUAAUGCUACAAUAUCUAGCAAAAUGUCAAGACUCUCUUUGCAUUCUGUAGCCAAGAAGUCUACUAGAUUUGGAAUGCUUGUUUCAUCCACUCUUGGGUUUGGUGCAGUGACUAAGGAUCCUGCUUUCAUUGAAUGUGAAACGGCUUUUCAUGCUAUUGAGAAGACCAUUCGCACUUUCUUAAAAAAUAUUGAAUCCUUUAUUCAACAUUUGCAUGAAGUUGUUUUGUCUCAGUGUUACAUCGCUGAAGGAUUUGCUCAUUUUUAUCAAGAAAGGCAUCCUGAUGUGGAAGAGUUUGCAAGAAUUCAAAAGUUGGUUAAUACUCAAUAUUUUAAAGAGUUUAUCCAAGAAGAAUUACUGAUUGCCAGAAACAAUUACCAAGCAUUAAAUGACCAACUUCUUGAGGAACUGCCUAUGUUGGUUUCUGUAUCUAGUGAUUUAUUUGAGGCUAAAGACCAAACUUCUAGCCAACGCGCUUAUUUGCAAAGUCAGUAUGGCCCAGAUAAAAUAUACUCUGUUAUUAGACCAUGUGUUGCAAAUGAAGCUCUGGAACUGAGCCUCAAUAUAGGUCACUUAGUUGCAGUUAUCAAGAAACAAAAUCCAAUGGGAGACUCCAAAAUAUGGUUUGUGGAUGAUGGAGCAAAUCGUGGAUUUGUUCCAUGUAAUAAUUUGAAAGAAGUGUACCAGAGUCCAGUGCCACAUAGACAUUCUAUAACUGUGCCACCCUCUUAUCAGUCUUCUAAUUUACCUGGUGCUGAUGGUGCUGGAAGUAUAAGACACACAGGAUCUUUGAAAAAAAAUCCUUCACCACCACCUUACAGAAGUGUGAUGCGAACUCCAAGUUAUUGUGCUGAAAGUUCAGAAACUGAAACUACAGACAGCUCAAAACAUAGAUAUGAAGUGAUUACUGAAAACAAGUCAAAACAUUUAUAUGAAGAUGUUAUUGUGACUGGAGAACCAUCAUUAGACGAAAGAGAUGAAGUAAGUGUUAAGAUAUUGCAUGACUGGUCAUAUAAAAAUGAUGAAGUUAUGGCAAUGAUUAUUUUAACAUUGUCAGAAGAACAGCCUUUGGUAUGCAGAGGAAUUAAAAGUGUUAAAGAACUUUGGGAGACUUUAAAGAAAAGACACGAAGGAACUGAACGGCAUCGACUGACUGUUAAAGAUGAAGUUAGCAAGAAUAGAGUAGAUGGAAAGAGAAGCUAUUGGGGACUUUCUGAUGUGGAUGGUUUGCCAAAAUAUUACAGUGAAGUUGCAACAGCAUUGUAUGCCAAUCCGCAUGUUGAUUUUAAGUCGAUGAGAGUGUUUUAUGAUAUGAAGAAAGUAGAAAAGAACAAGGAUGAAUGUGAACAAGAGCAAGUUGAUGAUUUAAGGCUUGUGGAAGAUGAAUUGUGUAUGCCAAAACAUACAUUAACUCAAAUAUUGAUUUACACCUUUGAAGAUCUUCUAGACAAAGAAAAACAGUUGUUAGAUAUACAGCACAGGACUAUCUUCUUUGAGAAAUUACAGGCUAUCGUAUCUCAUUAUUCAGAAAUUCCAGAAGAUGAUGCUGAGCCUGCUGAAGAGGUUUAUUAUGCAAUGUAUGACUUCCAAGGAGAUGGUGUGAGAACUCUAAGUGUAAAAUCCGGUCAACUUGUGAAAAUUCUGCAGAAACAUGAUGCUGAAAACAAUUCAGAAUGGUGGCUUGCUGAGGAUUUAAAUGGCAUGCGAGGUUUUGUACCUGGUAAUUUCUUGGGUAAGCAUCCAAAUUGAGGGAUACUACACAGUGCCACCCAGUCUACUUCAAUUGUCACAGCCAUUUUCCAAUUUUAUAUAACAUGCCAUUUUAUAUAACAUGCUAUUUUGGCUUAUCACCAGUAAUUGGACCACCUGUGCUUAUCACCAGUAAUUGGGAUUUUACCAGCAAUUUGUGUUCAUUAUCACAAUAUUUGCACAUACCACAUGCUGCAUAAAACUAUUAAAAUACUUGGUAAUGACAGCUAUGCCUAUCAUUUUUAAUAUUAAUGGCAAUGUAAGAAUGAUUGUACUAAGGAAACAAUUUAAAUUAUAUUCUAAAUGCUUCUGUCAAUACAGAAUAAGCAAGUAAUGGUAUUUAUAGAAUUUAGUAAUUUGAAACUUCAUUUUGAUGACUGGUAUAUUACGUUUUUAGUUUUAUAGUGCCAUCUGUACAGUAUUGUUACUGAUAAUUUAUAGUGUAUUAUUGUAAUUUAUUUUAUAAUGUUAUUGUAUUUUAUACUUUCCAUGCAUAAUGGAAUUUGUACUGCAGAGUUUAAUUUACUCUUUUUGUUAUUUGUUUGAUUGGCAGGGAAAUGAUUUAAUAAUCAUUGAUUUCAAACAGGGGUUCCCAAUUAUUCCAUUUUUCUGUGAUUAAAAAAACUUAUGUGAUAAGUAAAUGACCUGUGAUUACAACAGUGAAUAUAAUGUAAAUAAGUGAGAACAUUAUUUUUUGGAAUUAAUAUUCUGUGAGCUAAGAAAUAUCUAAGAUAUAUUCAAAUACUUUUUACUGAAAAGUGAUGAACCACAGGGUGAAUGUGUUUACAUAUUGCUUCCAUAAAUAUGUUGUGGUAAUAUGAAUACUUCUAUAAUACUAAUAACUUAGUUAACUUAAAGGAAUGCAACACCUAAUUAUACAAGAACAUGUGGGAAAUACAUUAUUUACUACCUGUAGUAAAUUGGUGUUUUAUUGUAAUGUUCUUGUACUAUUAAUUUAUUUUAUUUCAUCUUCUAAUUAUUGUAAUAUAAUGAAAUGUAAAACAAAAUUUUACUUCAUUGUAAAGCAUGCACGUUCCUGAGGAAUAGUACACCAGAUUUUAAAACAAAAAAUAUUUUUUCAAUUUCCUUCAUUGAUGAAGGAUUGUCUGUUCAUUAUACUUCCAUAACUCUUUUCAUAGCGAUGAUUGCAAGGAAAUAAUAUUGGAAGUUUUAACCAAAUUCUGUUGUUUGUGCACAUCUCUAGUGUCAUAUUUCCCCUUUAUAUUAAUGUGUGAAUGACAUAUUUCAAUUCCGGUUUCUGGUAUUUCAUCAACAAAAUAUUUUGACUAUUCAUGACAUUAAUGAACCCAGUGAUUUGGUCAGGUGUGAAUUUAUGCCACAAGUUUUAACCACUUACAUUUUCAGUACAUUGAAAUUUUCAAAUAUUAAAUGUACAUUUUUAUAUAUACUAUUUGUAACCAAUGGCCCAACUACCUUCUGCAUAUAGUUUCCAAUUCAUCUUGUAGCGAGUAAAUAACAGGAUACUAUGUUCUUGUUUUCUUAGUAUUCAGCACAAUAUUUUCUAUCUUUCUCCUUUUUAGUAUAUUUCUUUUUAAUUGCUUGAUUUCCAUAAUAUUAUCCGGAAACUUGGAAAAUCUUGGAAAAUCACAUGGUACAAUGUGUCGAGGUUAAUGACAUGUAAAGGGCUACAUUCUGGUGCCUGCAAAAAUUGAGAAAAUAGUGAAUAGUCAGAGGUGGUUACAAUGAUUUAUAUACACAGCUUGAUUCAUAAAUGUGCAUAAAUGCUGUUGGCUGACAUUCUAGGAUCAGAAUAUCAGAAUUUGUGAAGGAGAAUGCAACUUGUUUUAAUUCUCCCUAAAAAAAGUUCCUUGAAUAUCUUUUAACUUGUUUAAUGUUCUAAAUAGAAUCUCUACAUUGAAAAUUACUUUUUAUACAACUUUAAGUGUCUUGUAUUCAUUUAUAUUUUCAAAAGAUGAAAAAUCAUAGUUGUCAUAAAUACAGUCAAAAUGAUUUUUCACAUACUUCAAUGCGCUUUCUUAGCAUUUGUAGCCAGUGUCUUUUUAAUUGGUAUUAUCGAUUGUAUUGGCACUUUUCCAAAAUUAGCUUGAACCAUUUUAAUGCCACUAGAGCAACUUUUUAGAUCACAAAAUGUGUGUAAGGACAUUUCUUAAAGAACAUGUUAUCUUUCAUUUAACAUAAAAAGCAAAAAGAUUGGAUCAGGGGUUACAGAGGUAAUGGUGUCAAAAUAAUGUAAUUUUCCAUCAUCAUUAAUGGAGUCUCAAAAUAAGCUCCACCAUAACAUUUGGUGGCAUCUGCACGUUUACAUAUACUAAUAUGAUGUCGUAGGCUUCCACGGCCAGAGUCAUGAUCUGAUCUGUCUGGGUGACGCUGUGUUGGAGGCUGAGGUGCCAACGUUUCGAACGACAUAUUACGGUCUUCUUCAGGGCUUUAGUUUGGCACUAAAGCCCAGAAGAAGAUUGCGAUAUGUUGGUAGAAAUGUUUGUACCCCAGCCUGCGACAUGGCAUCAUCCGGGGAGCCCAGAUCUUGCACUAAUAUAUUAAAAUAACAAGUUUUCAUAAUUUAGAACCCAAAAAGAAACUGCUUCGUAUUUGCAUAUUUGUGCAUUAAAUUAGGCUAUAAUUUUGUUCUGGCUCAUCAUUCUAGCAAUUGUUGAGUGAGCUGUGUGGAAUUCUUGGCCUAUUUGAGCUCAUGAAAUCACCUGAAUCACUCUGCUAAUUAUUCCUGGUGCUCAGUAAUGAACUGUUGCUGCAACAUGUUCUCAUGUAUUAAGACAAGUUCGACUGAAGUUGUCAAAUGAACGGAAAAGGGAGAUGGACGGUAGUUUCACUAAGGAUUAUGUUCUUUAACAAAAAAAAGGGUCUCCUAUUUUUUCUCCUGAAAGUAUUGCAAAAUAACAAAAGACCUAAGUUAAAGAAUAGGAUAUUGUCAUUUACUGUGUAUUUUUAUUAUAUCAUUGCUUGACAGGGACCUGUCAUGACUUCCUAUAAAGGACCUUGUAUGCACCCUCCUGCACCCCACACAUCUUAUAAAUAAAAUUGUUUUUUCCACUGAAAUCGAUGCAAUGUAGCGAAAAAGUUAUUACAGAGAAAAUUAAAGCUGACGAAAUUGCCAACGAAAUUGUUUCUACCCAUUUUCUUUCUAUUCCCAAUAGCACAAGGUUAUUUGUUAAGAUAAAUGAA
Molecule: messenger RNA, 7991 nt
Organism: Gryllus bimaculatus (two-spotted cricket)
Lineage: Eukaryota; Metazoa; Arthropoda; Insecta; Orthoptera; Gryllidae
Source: the annotation of a GenBank genome assembly